Homalodisca vitripennis (glassy-winged sharpshooter) is the source of this 1844-nucleotide messenger RNA. RefSeq lists its product as uncharacterized. The transcript has 2 exons. The coding region runs from base 462 to 1844 and encodes 460 amino acids. The record is from RefSeq and is a predicted model, not a curated record. Lineage: Eukaryota; Metazoa; Arthropoda; Insecta; Hemiptera; Cicadellidae.
CAAAUGCCAAAACAGGCUAAAUCCAAAAUUUAAAAAAGUUGAGAUAUUGAUGACAUUGAGUUCUGUAUUACCUAGGCUACAGAUUUGUCACUUCAAAAUGUUCCAAAACCAGUUAAAAACUGUUUAAAAUUAAUAUUUAAAAGUGAAGGUUGUUCCAAAAUCAGUUAUAUCCUAUAGCCAUUCGGUUCCAAAAACAGUCAUAUCUGCACAGAUGACAAUGUUCCAAAACCAGCUAUAUCAAACUACAAUAACUUACAAUGUUUCAUGUUUCUGUGUCAAAAUAAGUUAAAUCCCAAAAGACUUUUCCUAUAGGGAACUGCUGAUCAUUUUCCUUCUGAAUUAAUUGUUUAUUUUGUUGGCUAAUUUUAAAUUUCAAAGGCUAAAAUAGUGUUAUAAGAAGCAAUAGCACUCAAUUAUUUAACAUUAUUUUAAAAGCUCCUGAUUUGUUGUGUGUCAUAAACAUGGAGGCUGAACAUACAGGAGGUAUUUUAGAAGGUAGUGAAGGCGUUGGUAUUGAUAUUAUAAAUGCUGAAGUUGUAAUUGUUCAACAAGAAAAUGUCAAUAUAAUGGACAUAAAAGUGGAAACUCCACAAAAUGUGGAACAAGUAGAGUUGGUAGAAGAGAUGCCUGGCCCUUUGGCAAAGAAAAGGAAGAAAAACGAAAGAGCAUGGAAGAAAACUGUUGCAAAAGUUGCUAGACACCGCCCGAAGGGAUUUCCACAGAUGCCUAGUUGUAAACAUUCGGCCAAAAGUAAGUACCGCUGCGCAGAACUUUCCCUGCAGGAUGUUAGAAAGAUACAUCAGCAAUACUAUAAAGACGCUGACCUUCAAUCAAAGAAGAAUUUUAUUCUUCAGCACGUCAUUGUUUCCUCAGCAAAAAGGACUCGUCUUCCAGAAGGUAUCAAAUCAAAAAGAAAUGUAAGUACUGACUUUUUCUUACCUAAAAUGAGGAACAACAAAACUGAGAAUGUUAAAGUAUGUCGGGCAGCACUACUUACAAUUUUGCAAGAGAGUAAAAACCGAGUGCAAUUGAUUUGCAAAAAGUACCUGGAAACAGGCGUCGUACCUUUGGAGACUCGUGGAGGAGCACGCCAAGUUGAUAAAUAUAAUAUAAAGAAAGACAGCAUCAAAUCUUUUAUUAAAACAUUUAUUCCAGUACAAAAACACUAUUGCAGAGCGAAAAACAAGCAUAGGCAAUACCUUCCAAGUGAGCUUAACAUUACAAAAAUGUGGAAAAUGUAUAUUGAGCAGCAUCCAACUGAAGAAUUAAAGUGUGAGUAUGACUUUUUCAGGCUGGUUUUUUCUGAGAACUUUAACAUUGGUUUUGACGCUCCGUACACUGAUAAGUGUUCAACCUGCACAAGGCUUGAGUGUGAACUAGCCACAGAAAAAGAUGCAGGCAAGCGUGAAACACUAAAGCUAAACCUAAAAGCCCACAAAGUCCGUGCAGACAAAUUCUACAAACUUUUGCAAGAAAAUAAUGAUAAAGAGCUUAUUCUGAGCUAUGAUUGUCAGAAAAAUCUUGUCCUUCCUAAAAUACCGGAACAAGCCGCAUACUAUAAGCGCCAGCUAUAUCUAUAUAAUUUUGUGAUUUGUGAGGGACAUUCUAAAGUCCUCUUGAAUUCAGAAAACACCUUUUCUUACCUCUGGACUGAAAACCAGUAUGCAAAAGGGUCCAGUCAAAUUGCAUCUGCUGUUUACCACAGGUUAACAAGCGCUAACAUGGAAAAUGUCACCACAGUCAUACUUUUCUCUGACGGCUGUGGUGGCCAAAACAAGAACACAACUGUUGUCGGUAUGAUUGCUCAUUGGCUCCUGAAAGAUGCACCUAAACAUGUUUACUAA